This is a messenger RNA of Podospora pseudocomata, 234 nucleotides long. RefSeq names its product Cochaperone prefoldin complex subunit (gene GIM4). Gene Ontology annotation, molecular function: protein folding chaperone. Gene Ontology annotation, biological process: protein folding. Bases 1 to 234 code for a protein of 77 amino acids. Gene Ontology annotation, cellular component: cytoplasm; prefoldin complex. The transcript has 2 exons. Lineage: Eukaryota; Fungi; Ascomycota; Sordariomycetes; Sordariales; Podosporaceae. The record is from RefSeq and is a predicted model, not a curated record.
AUGAUCAACGGAGUGCUGGUGGAACGGACCGUCAAGGAUGUGAUCCCUGCGUUGCAAACAAACGCGGAGGGGUUGAAGAAGGUAUUGGACGACUUGGUCAAGCAGUACAAGACCAAACAAGAUGAGCUGGAGAAGUGGAAGGAGUCCUCGAAGGAUGAAGGGCUUGACGACACGGCACGCAAUGGCAAGCUCCUGAGGUCGCCCCUCUGGCAAGACACCUCAAGAGCCUUGUGA